UACUGUCAACCAGCGAGGCUAUGCGUGGACAAUUUUGGGAGAAAUAACAAUUUUAAAUGUAUUUGUGGCUGGGGUUUGUGGGCUUCGUGGACUCUCCGUUUGAAAAUCUGAAUUGAAGCUAUGGCAGAUACAGCGAAAGCACUUCUUUCUGUUUCUUUGGCACUUAUCGGUGUUCUAAUAACGAUAAUCUUGUUCUUCAUCUACGCCAUUUUGUUUCGAAUGAAGCGACAGUCAGUGUACCACGUUAGUUACUACGAUGAUACUUCCCAUUCUGGCACCACUGAACAUCAAGCGAUCACCAUCAAAAAAGCUGGACAUGCCAAAACAACGAUGGUGGAACAAGCUGCGGCCGAUGAUGAUGAUGAUGAUGGUAAAGAUACUGAUAGUCUUACUCGUAAUCUUUCCUUCAGUAAAUUCGAGAAACCAGAGAAGUUCGAUAAAGCUGCACAUCAUGAAAGUAUGGAGGGCUCUGACAUAAAAAAAGAGACUGCGGAAACCCUGAACCAAUCAGAGAACGUUGAGCAAGUACAGAUGGCAGAUGAUACCAGUGAUAGCGUGGAUAAAGAAAGCCUCAGACGGGGUUUAACGUUUACUAACUUCGAGGGUCUGAUCGAAUAUGCAAGCACCUUCGGACAAUCGGAGGUCCCAGCGCGUCCUGUAAUGGACGAGCCACCGGACAGUCCUGGGGAUACUGAUACUGGGGAUUAUGAGAGUGUAACCAUUCAGAAACCUGGAAGUUCUGAUUACCCUGGUGGCACAAGGGAUCGAGAAAUCUCUAUGAGACCUUGGAAAACACGGAAAACUAAAGAAAAACCUGAAAUCGUGGGACAACCUGGAAUCGUGGAACAACCUGGAAUCGUGGAACAACCUGGAAUCGUGGAACAACCCGAAAUCAUGGGACAACCCGAAAUCGUGGAACAACCUGAAAUCGUGGAAAAACCGGAAAUCGUGGAACAACCCGAAAUCGUGGAAAAACCCGAAAUCUUGGAACAACCUGUGAUCGUGGAACAAUCCGAAAUCGCAGAACAACCACCACAGAUGACUGAAGUCCCAGAUGUUGCAACGGAUGAAGACAGCCAGAUCCGAGGCUUAUCCUUCAGCAACUUCGACAAACUGAUCGAAUAUGCAAGUGCCAUUGACCACUCGAAGCUACCCGAGCAACCGAUAAUCCCGGAACACCCAGCGAGUCCAUCAAACGCAGACACCCCGGACUUAACCAUGGAAGUGCCAGUCGGAAAUGAUCGUGAACAAUCGGAAACUAGCGAAUACUCGGAAAUUCACCUUGUUCAGGGAGAGAAAGUGGAAAAUACAUUAGUCGUGCACACUUCGGAUAACACCGAACAUAUAUACAGUAUUCCAUUUCGGGGAAGUAGUCAUCCACAAAGAGAAAUUGUUACGGACUCUGCGAAUAUCACGAGGUCCCAAGAAGAAUCUACGAAGCUAGAUCUAGACUAUUAUCAAAACGAGACAAAAUCCGAUCGAUCUUCGGAUACUGACGAAACGGCGGUGGGUCUUCGCUCCGUAAAAAUGAACAAGACCUAUCUACCCGCUGUUAAACCCGAUACCGCUAGCUAUCAAACGCCCUCCAGAGACGAGAAAAUAAAGAGAUACUCAAAUACAAGCGAUACGGCCGAUAGUCUGGGUAUAAUUUCAUUUGGCAGUCCUCAGCAACUGGUCGAGAAACAGGUGACAUUCUCCGAGAAUGAUUCCACCUACAUCGUUGAAACCAAAGGGAAGACAGUUCAGACGUUGGAGUGUGAUGAAACAUCGAAUUUUGAAUUCGUUAAAAUCGUUAAGCAGCAACAAAAGAAGAAACAUUCAUAAGUAUUUAUAGUAAAUUUGAUGUAUUGAGGUUAGUUAUAACAGACGGCCCUGCUGUCAUGCUUCGUUGUCAAGGUAACCGGACGAAGGCGUGUUUCCGUUUGUAUCAAAAUUUACCUUUCAAUAGGAAAUUUGUAUCAUUAUUAUUCAUGUGAAUAUAUUCAAUUUUGUAUUUAUAUAUAGUUAGCUACAGUUAUUCAGUUAUUAGAGUUGCAGUGACUCUAAGACUGUAUGAAAUUUAACUUCGUUCGUUUGUCACAGGGAAGGGAUCUGGAGUCAAUGUCUUUAGCAAUGAAAUAU
This is a messenger RNA of Dendronephthya gigantea, 2121 nucleotides long. RefSeq names its product serine-aspartate repeat-containing protein I-like. The transcript is spliced from 2 exons. The coding region runs from base 121 to 1824 and encodes 567 amino acids. The record is from RefSeq and is a predicted model, not a curated record. Lineage: Eukaryota; Metazoa; Cnidaria; Anthozoa; Malacalcyonacea; Nephtheidae.